Fusarium pseudograminearum CS3096 is the source of this 1395-nucleotide messenger RNA. RefSeq lists its product as uncharacterized. Gene Ontology annotation, cellular component: mitochondrial inner membrane. The transcript has 3 exons. Lineage: Eukaryota; Fungi; Ascomycota; Sordariomycetes; Hypocreales; Nectriaceae. The record is from RefSeq and is a predicted model, not a curated record. Gene Ontology annotation, molecular function: ATP:ADP antiporter activity. The coding region runs from base 1 to 1395 and encodes 464 amino acids. Gene Ontology annotation, biological process: DNA repair; kinetochore assembly; mitochondrial ADP transmembrane transport.
AUGUCUUCCGCUGAACCCCAGAAGGUCUUGGGCAUGCCCCCCUUCGUCGCUGACUUCCUCAUGGGUGGUGUCUCCGCCGCUGUCUCCAAGACUGCUGCUGCCCCCAUCGAGCGUGUCAAGCUCCUCAUCCAGAACCAGGAUGAGAUGCUCAAGACCGGUCGUCUCGACCGCAAGUACAACGGCAUUGGUGACUGCUUCAAGCGCACCAUGGCUGAUGAGGGUGUCAUGUCCCUCUGGCGAGGAAACACCGCCAACGUCAUCCGAUACUUCCCUACCCAGGCUCUGAACUUCGCUUUCCGUGACAAGUUCAAGAAGAUGUUCGGUUACAAGAAGGACAAGGAUGGCUACGCCAUGUGGAUGGCCGGUAACCUUGCCUCCGGUGGUGCUGCUGGUGCCACUUCUCUUCUAUUCGUCUACUCUCUGGACUACGCCCGUACUCGUCUUGCCAACGAUGCCAAGAACGCCAAGUCCGGUGGUGACCGUCAGUUCAACGGUCUUGUCGACGUCUACAAGAAGACCCUCGCCUCUGACGGUAUUGCCGGUCUCUACCGUGGUUUCAUGCCCUCCGUUGCUGGUAUCGUCGUCUACCGUGGUCUCUACUUCGGAAUGUACGAUUCCAUCAAGCCCGUCGUCCUCACCGGUAACCUCCAGGGCAACUUCCUUGCCUCUUUCGCUCUUGGUUGGGUCGUCACCACUGGUGCCGGUAUCGCCUCUUACCCUCUUGACACCAUUCGCCGACGUAUGAUGAUGACCUCCGGUGAGGCCGUCAAGUACAAGAACACCAUGGACGCUGCCCGCCAGAUUGUCGCCAAGGAGGGUGUCAAGUCUCUCUUCAAGGGUGCUGGUGCCAACAUUCUCCGUGGUGUUGCCGGUGCUGGUGUCCUCUCCAUCUACGAUCAGCUCCAGGUCCUCCUCUUCGGAAAGGCCUUCAACUUCAAGCGUCGUCCUUCCUCUCCUGCUAGAACAUCACAACUUGCGGAAUCUGUCGGCAUGCCUCCAAAGCAAACAUCCAAGACUGGCCGAGGUCAAACCAAAGCCACCACUAAAAAAUCAGCAAAGGCCUCCGAACCUGAACCUGAACCGCAGUCGAGCAAUCCAUUCGAGAUAUCCGACGAUGAUGACGACCAAGCUGGACCCUCAACACGCGAGGUCCAGGUGGUCGAGGAAGAAGAACCUGAUAAGACGAUCCCGGCGGAGCUUCUGACACGGUUACUGCACGAGUUCUUUUCCAAAGAUGCGACGCGGAUAUCGAGAGAUGCCAACGCUGCAGCGGGCAAGUACUUCGAUGUGUUUGUGAGGGAAGCGAUUGCGCGCGCGGCUGUCGAGAAGGAGGUUGGGUUUCUAGAAGUUGAUGACCUGGAGAAGAUCUCGCCUCAGUUGCUACUGGACCUCUAG